AUGCGUGGCCGCGUCAGCCUCUUCGAGCCGGCCAGGAGGUCGGCGUGCGACGCCCUCGUCACCAGCCUCCGCGCGCACGCCGGCGCCGCCGCCGCCGACACGGUCACGCUGAGGCCGUUCCUGCGGCGCGCCAUGUUCGAGCUGCUGGCGUGCAUGUGCUUCGGCGCGCGGCUGGGCAAGGAGGCGAUCGACGAGAUGGAGGAGCUGCAGCACCGCAUGAUCCUGUCCUACACCACCUUCCCCGUCUUCGCCUUCUUCCCGGCGGUCACCAAGAGGCUGUUCCGCAAGCGGUGGGCGGCGUACGUCGACCUGGCGCGGAGGCUGGACGAGGUGUUCGUUCCGCUGAUCCACCCCACGCGUGGCACCGGCGGCGGUGGCAACGACGACGACCCGCCGUGCUACGCGGAAUCGCUCCGCGCGCUUCGCGUGGCCGAGGAAGGCGACCGGCCGCUCACUGACGCCGAGAUGUCGAGCCUGUGCUCCGAGUUCCUGACCGGCGGCACGGACACGACGGUGACGUUGGUGGAGUGGAUCAUGGCGGAGCUGGUGAACCGGCCCGACGUCCAAGCCAAGGUGCACGACGAGGUGAAGAACGCACCGGACGGCGACCUCCAGCAGGCGAUGCCGUACCUCAAGGCCGUCGUGCUGGAGGGCCUGAGGCUGCACCCGCCGGGCCACUUCGUUCUGCCGCACAGCGUGCGGACCGACGCGGAGAUCGGCGGCUACACCGUGCCUAUGGGCGCUGAGGUGAACUUCCUGGUCGCGGAAAUGGGGCGUGACGAGGCCGUGUGGACGGCGGCGCGCGAGUUCCGUCCGGAUAGGUUCGUGGACGGCGGCGAGGGGCGCGACGUCGACAUCACGGGGACCAAGGAGAUCAAGAUGAUGCCUUUCGGCGCCGGCCGGCGCAUGUGUCCCGGGUACGCGCUGGGCAUGCACCACGCCGAGUACUUCGUGGCCAGGUUGGUGCGGGACCUUGAGUGGCUGCCGCCAUCGGCGGAUGGCGAGGUCGUCGACAUGGCGGAGCAGAUGGAGUUCACCACCGUCAUGAAACACCCACUCCGAGCUCGCAUCGUGCCAAGGAACUGA
Messenger RNA from Miscanthus lutarioriparius, 1086 nucleotides. Lineage: Eukaryota; Viridiplantae; Streptophyta; Magnoliopsida; Poales; Poaceae. The record is from the annotation of a GenBank genome assembly.